UAGCUGAAACAUCAGAGCCUUGAAUGAGAAGUGGGAGCUCAGGUGAAUUCUGGACAUGCUCCAUAACAUUUCUGCUGUUUGUGUGAUAAGGCACUAAUUUCAGUAUGUUAUUGUUGAAGAGCUCAAGGAUGUCUGGUGUUGGGAACACGGAGUCCCAGAUGAAGCAAGAGGUGAACCUAUAACUGAAUGGGUGAAAAAGAAAACUAGGGGAACAGUUUUCUCAUUCCUCUAUUUCACCAUCCAGACCCUAUGACCAUGUUUAGAUCAUUCCACUGCAUCUGUCUCUGCUGGAUUUCUGUGUUGAUCCUCCUUUAUGGAUUUGUACCCUGCACUUCUAACAUUUCAACCCAGAAUCAGCUUCCAAAUGUAACUGUUGUUCAGGACCAGGAGGAUACAGGCUGGGAUUCACCAUUUCUUCAGCUGAGAGCCAGUCUACCAUCCUUCUCGCAGCCAAUCCGUCCGUACACUCUGCUGACAAACACUGAAGAUUAUCACUACAUGCCCAAACCCAGACAUCGCCGGCCUUCUCGCCUUCUGCGUCUUCUGGGAUCCUCUUUUGACCCAUUCUGGAUGUCCAUAGAGCAGCCAUCUGAGGCUUCCGGUAGUGACGGCGAUGGACGACCUUUCCUGCAUGGGGACACGCUUCCUGUCAAAUUACCCAACUACCCCACCAUCAGAAAGAAGUUGAACCUGAGUUCUAUUCCAGAGCUGAGAGAGGCUGCAGCAAACCAUUGGCAGAGACUGGAGAGGGAGGCUGCAGGUCUGGACUUCAGUUCUCUGCCCUUAGAUGUUGCCAGUUCACUUCAAUUCUGGCUGGUGCGCUCUGCCAUGUGCGAAUUACACUUCAAGUGGACAGAUCUGGGCCCAGCUUUCUGGCCUCGCUGGUUGCGGCAGACUGAUUGCCAAAGAUCAAACGGAGGGCGAAGUUGCUCCUUUCCCAGUGGGAUGGAGUGUGUGAGAGCUCAGACAACAAACAUAAAGAUUCUGGCUUGGCACUGCCUGGAAAUCAGAGAUGGAGCUGAUGGAUCCAGAGAGAUUAAAGGUGAAAGGCAUAAUGACAGCGUUGAGGUGGGGACAAGUGAAGCAAUGAAAAGGUGUUUAUGGAGGCAAGUGCCUUAUCCUGUGGUCACAGCAUGUACCUGUUCAUGUAAAUGAAUGCUUUUCUCACCAAAACCUCAGAGUUUCAGCCCUCAUCAGAAGCUUAGUUUCUAUAUGCAUAAUGUGUAUUUUACUAUCAUUGACUAAUUUAUAUUGACUCAUUUUCCAAAUCUAAACAUUUGCUACUUUUAAUUACCCAAUGAGACAUUGCAUGUACUUAAUGUUUCUGGUUUUCAGCAGAAUUUCAGCAGCAGAAACAUGUUGUUUUUUCUCUUAUCUGGGAAAGAUUUUUCAGCAACAUCACUCUCUCCAGGCACUCUUUUUGACGACAAGGGAGUUGACAGUCUAACCACAGUCCUCUAUUAUUGUUUUAUGGAAGCAGCUGUGAAAUGAAGUGCCCAUGAUGAUCUACUACAUAGGCUAUUCCUUUACUCUGUAUCUCUACUUUCAAAUAUUUCAACCUUUCUGUCACAAGUCUGCCUCACUAAAAGUCAAGUAGAUGUCUGAUAUUAAUAAUGCAAAACUAUGAAGUAUCUACUAUCAACAAACCUGUAGCCUUAUAUUGUGAAUUUCCCUUGUGGAUUAAUAAAGUAUCUAUCAUCUU
Molecule: messenger RNA, 1702 nt
Organism: Lates calcarifer (barramundi perch)
Lineage: Eukaryota; Metazoa; Chordata; Actinopteri; Centropomidae
Product: noggin-2-like
Exons: 1
Coding region: 250-1155 (301 amino acids)
Biological process (GO): negative regulation of BMP signaling pathway; negative regulation of cell differentiation; osteoblast differentiation
Source: RefSeq, a predicted model, not a curated record